Cricetulus griseus (Chinese hamster) is the source of this 1135-nucleotide messenger RNA. NCBI's taxonomy places the organism in Eukaryota, Metazoa, Chordata, Mammalia, Rodentia, Cricetidae. The record is from RefSeq and is a predicted model, not a curated record.
UCCUUUAUCCCAGUAGACACGGACCAAUUAUACCUGAUUUCCGGUCAUGCGGGGAGAGGGAUGUGGGCGUUCGGCACAUGCGCAGAUGCCUCCCCAGGGCUAGCGCAGGUCGUGGGGCUACGCAGGCGCCGGGCGGGGACUCGCGGACUGCGGAUGAUCCCCUGUCCCAAGAGUCCUCCAGAAGGCAGGUCGCCAUGUCUACAUUCAGGCAGGAAGACGUUGAGGAUCACUAUGAGAUGGGAGAAGAGCUGGGCAGGGCAAGCCUUUACUGACCCAGCUGGCUGCCAGCUCGCACAUCUCUAAGUGUCUAGAGGAAAGACUUGCAUUUCACGAUCUGGACAAUACCAGGAAAGAUCUGUCCCUGCAUUUAUGCUGAUGAGUGGCCAGUUUGCCAUCGUGCGCAAGUGCCAGCAGAAGGGCACGGGCAUGGAGUACGCGGCCAAGUUCAUCAAGAAGAGGCGCCUGCCAUCCAGCCGGCGCGGCGUGAGCCGGGAGGAGAUUGAGCGCGAGGUCAGCAUCCUGCGCGAGAUCCGCCACCCCAACAUCAUCACGCUGCACGACGUGUUCGAGAACAAGACGGACGUGGUGCUCAUCCUGGAGCUGGUGUCUGGUGGCGAACUCUUUGACUUCCUGGCCGAGAAGGAGUCGCUGACUGAGGACGAAGCCACGCAGUUCCUCAAGCAGAUCCUGGACGGAGUCCACUACCUGCACUCCAAGCGCAUAGCGCACUUCGACCUGAAGCCCGAGAACAUCAUGCUGCUGGACAAGCACGCCGCCAGCCCGCGCAUCAAGCUCAUCGACUUCGGCAUCGCACACAGGAUCGAGGCUGGCAGCGAGUUCAAGAACAUCUUCGGCACGCCUGAGUUCGUGGCCCCUGAGAUCGUCAACUACGAGCCACUGGGCUUGGAGGCUGACAUGUGGAGCAUCGGAGUCAUCACCUACAUUCUCCUGAGUGGGGCGUCCCCGUUCCUUGGGGAGACCAAGCAGGAGACCCUCACAAACAUCUCGGCGGUGAACUACGACUUUGAUGAGGAAUACUUCAGCAGCACCAGCGAGCUAGCCAAGGACUUCAUCCGAAGGCUGCUGGUCAAAGACCCCAAGAGGAGGAUGACCAUCGCGCAGAGUCUGGAGCACU